AUGUCAGAUAGAGUCGACUGGUUACAAAGCCAAAAUGGAGUAUGCAAAGUUGAUGUUUAUUCGCCUGGAGACAACCACCCCCAGGACUGGAAAAUGGAAGCCUCAACUGAUCCCAUCAGAGUGCUGAGUUGGCUCCGCAAAGACCUGGAACAAAGUACUGCAGGAUUUCAAGAUACUAGGUUCAAGCCUGGAGAAUCAUCACUUGGUGGGGAAAUGGCUAACUCAGGAGACUCACGUAAGGGUUUCUCUGUGGACUACUACAACACCACCAACAGGGGCAAUCCAGGGAGAUUCCAUUUUGAGGUGACUCACAAAGAGAACCCUGGCCAGGGCUCCAGUGCCCGUGCUGGUAAUGAGAGCUCAAUAGAUGAAGUUUCCUUCUAUGCCAACCGCCUCACGAAUCUAGUCAUAGCCAUGGCCCGCAAGGAGAUCAAUGAGAAGAUUGAUGGUUCUGAAAACAAAUGUGUCCAUCAGUCAUUGUACAUGGGGAAUGAGCCCACGCCACCCAUCAAAAGCCUGAGUAAGGUGGCAUCAGAGCUGGUGAAUGAGACUGUCUCGGUAUGUGCCAAGAAUGCUGCCCCAGACAAAGCUCCUGGUUCUGGAGAUAGAGCCACAAGAUCAUCACAGAAUUCCCCAAGUAUAAAAUAUAAGAGCACUUUGAAGUUCAAAGAAUGCACCAGGGAAGGCAAGAGUCCAGAUGAUAAACCUGCUUCUAGAAAGUCCUUCUUCUAUAAGGAAGUGUUUGAAUCUUGUAACGCAGGUGAUGCCACCGAGGGUGGAAGGGUUUUACCUGGGGAGCGAAAGAUGUUCAGAGGACAGGAAAGACCCGAUGACUUUACAGCUUCCGUUAGCCAAGGGAUUAUGACCUAUGCUAACAGUGUGGUGUCCGAUAUGAUGAUCUCCAUCAUGAAGACACUGAGGAUCCAAGUGAAGGAUUCAACCAUUGCCACCAUCCUGCUCAAGAAGGUGCUGAUCAAGCACGCCAAAGAGGUAGUCUCAGAUCUCAUCGACUCCUUAAUGAAGAACCUCCACAAUGUCACAGGGACUCUCAUGAGUGAUACGGACUUUGUCUCAGCUGUGAAAAGAAGUCUCUUCUCCCAUGGAAGCCAGAAUGCCACAGAUAUCAUGGAUGCCAUGCUGGGCAAACUGUACACAGUGAUGUUUACCACGAAACCCCCCGAGGCCAUCAGGAAAGCCAAGGACAAGGCUGAGAGUUAUUCCCUCGUCUCCAUGAAAGGAUUGGUUGACCCUAAAAACCGGAAUGUAAACUUUGCAAAAAUGAAAUCUGAAGCCAAACUCAGGGAAAAAGUGUGCACUCCUGCAUUCAAAUCAGAGAAGGAGAAGACUUGUGCUGAAACUCUGGGUGAACACAUUAUAAAAGAGGGACUGACCUUGUGGCAUAAAAAUCAACAGAAAGAAUGUAAAUCUCCAGGUUUCCAGCAUGCAACAUUCACAGCUCCCAACAAACAGGGCAGGCCCAUACCAGACGUUCCCGAAGGAAUUUGCAACCUCAGCCCUCCAAUGUGUCACCCAGAGAAACCUGAGAAUUUUAUGUGUGAUUCAGACUCCUGGGCCAAAGACCUGAUCGUGUCUGCCCUACUUCUGAUUCAAUACCACCUGGCCCAGGGAGGAAGCAUGGAUGCACAGAGCUUCCUUGAAGCUGCUAGCAACACCAACUUGCCAGCCACCAAGUCCCCUACGGUUUCUGAUGAGUCCACCACUAAGUCUCCCCAGAUGCAAAGAAAAGAAGAAACAGAAAAGAAGGAUUUAAUGAGCAUCUUCUUCAAUUUUAUCCGGAAUUUACUUGGUGAAACUAUUUUCAAGAGUGACCAUAGCUGUGAACCCCAGGUUAAGGAAGAAGAUAGCAAUCCAUGUGAAAGACCCACCACACCUUCUCCUACCAAAGGAUGUGAAGGUGAUGAGGCUAUUGGUCCUUUGGCUGGGCUGACCAAGAUGGUUGCCAACCAGUUGGAUGGCCACAUGAAUGGGCAAAUGGUAGAACAUCUGAUGGACUCAGUGAUGAAGCUGUGUCUCAUUAUUGCCAAGUCCUGUGACUCCCCCUUGGCAGAGCUGGGAGAUGAUAAGUCUGGGGAUGCUAGCAGGCCAACUUCAGCCUUCCCAGAUAGUAUACAUGAGUGCUUACCAGUCAAGGGCACAGGGACUGCCAAGGCUCUCCUGCAGAAUGCCUAUCAAGCUAUCCACAAUGAAUUGAGAGGUCUAUCAGGACGUCCCCCAGAAGGAUGUAUGGCCCCCAAAGUGAUUGUCAGCAAUCACAACCUAUGUGAUACUGUUCAGAACAAGCAACUUCAAGCCGUCCUUCAAUGGGUAGCAGCCUCUGAGCUCAAUGUCCCUAUUUUGUACUUUGCUGGUGAUGAUGAAGGAAUCCAGGAGAAGCUCCUUCAGCUCUCGGCUGCUGCUGUGGACAAAGGCCGCAGCGUGGGUGAGGUUCUGCAGUCAGUGCUGCGCUACGAGAAGGAACGACAGCUGGACGAGGCGGUGGGGAAUGUUACACGGCUGCAGCUGCUGGACUGGCUGAUGGUGAACCUGUGA
Choloepus didactylus (southern two-toed sloth) is the source of this 2550-nucleotide messenger RNA. RefSeq names its product A-kinase anchoring protein 3 (gene AKAP3). NCBI's taxonomy places the organism in Eukaryota, Metazoa, Chordata, Mammalia, Pilosa, Megalonychidae. The record is from RefSeq and is a predicted model, not a curated record. The transcript is spliced from 3 exons. Gene Ontology annotation, molecular function: protein kinase A binding. Gene Ontology annotation, cellular component: cytoplasm; sperm principal piece. Gene Ontology annotation, biological process: intracellular protein localization. The coding region runs from base 1 to 2550 and encodes 849 amino acids.